Brassica napus (rape) is the source of this 957-nucleotide messenger RNA. RefSeq names its product bifunctional epoxide hydrolase 2-like. NCBI's taxonomy places the organism in Eukaryota, Viridiplantae, Streptophyta, Magnoliopsida, Brassicales, Brassicaceae. Gene Ontology annotation, molecular function: catalytic activity. The record is from RefSeq and is marked provisional.
AUGGAGCACCGAAAGUUAAGAGGUAACGGCGUAGACAUCCACGUGGCGAUCCAAGGCCCUUCCGAUGGCCCUGUAGUCCUCCUCAUCCAUGGAUUCCCUACUCUUUGGUACUCAUGGCGUCACCAGAUCCCCGGACUCGCUGCUCUCGGAUACCGCGCCGUCGCUCCUGACUUACGCGGUUACGGUGACUCCGAUGCUCCGUCGGAGAUCUCUUCCUACACUUGCUUCCACCUGGUGGGUGACAUGAUCGCCGUCAUAUCCGCCUUGACCGAAGAUAAAGUGUUUGUGGUUGGCCAUGAUUGGGGAGCUCUCAUCGCUUGGUAUCUUUGUCUUUUCCGACCUGAUAAAGUCAAAGCUCUGGUCAACCUCUCUGUUCCUUUCUCUUUCGGUCCUAAAGAUCCUACCGUUAAACCUAUCGACGUGCUGCGUAAGUUCUACGGCGACGACUUCUACAUGUGUAGGUUUCAGGAAGUGGGAGAAAUAGAAGCUGAGAUUUCUGAGGUUGGGGUCGAGAGAGUAGUGAGGAGGAUACUCACAUAUAGAACACCUCGACCGCUUAUUUUGCCCAAGGAUAAAAGCUUUUGGGGACCUAAAGACGAAACUAUUCCUUUACCGUCAUGGCUAACGGAGGAAGAUGUUGCUUACUAUGUUAGCAAGUUUCAAGAGAAAGGUUACACUGGUGGAGUUAAUUACUACCGCAAUUUUGACCGAAACAAUGAGCUGUUUGCUCCAUGGGUGGGAUGCAAAAUCCAGGUACCUACAAAAUUCGCGAUUGGGGAGCAGGAUCUGGUCUACCAUUUUCCUGGUGCGAGGGAAUACAUACAUGGUCCCAAGUUCAAGGAAGAAGUUCCUUUGCUCGAAGAGCCUGUGGUCAUCGAGGGGGCUGCUCACUUCGUUAACCAAGAGAAGCCACAAGAGAUCCUCCAACUUAUCGUUGACUUCAUCUCCAAAUUCUAG